GUGCAACAAGAAAGCAACCUGCUUAAAUCCCAGCAGGAACUACUAGGAAGGGUUUGCUGGCUCCAGGAUGGAGGGCUUCCUGUCCACGUUUCCACCCCACAAUGUGUGCUCUGAGGGCGGCUGGGGAAAGAGAGAGGGCCGCUUCAUGACCCCCCAGGGCCUCAACAUGACCCCCCAGGGUCUCAACUACCUGGAGCUCUGCAGGGCCAUCAUCCUGGCCCAGGUCAGCCCAGCUUUACCUCAUCUUCCUCCUCUGAAGAGAGCCAACACCAGAGAGUGCGGCGUGCAGGUCAACGCCAAAGUGGAUAAAGUCGUGCAGUGCUCGCUGGGUCCCAAAACGCUCUUCUGCUCGGACUGCGACCAACAGAAAGUGUCCUCGAAGUCCCCGGAGAAGGACAACACGUCGGUGGUGAGCCAGCUGCGCUUCCUGAGGCCAGUUUCCAUCUACUCGCCGGUGUUUGACCGCAGGCUCUUCAUGAAGAAACUCUGCCAUGAGGAUGGAAGUGAAGGAGAAGCUGAACAAGAAGCCGAACAAGCCGAGUCUGACAGGGAUGAUGAUGAGACGGAUCACAGUGAGGAGGAGGAGGAGGAGGAGGAAGCUGAGGAGGAGGACACAGUGAAGGACUUCAAGACCACUUUCAACAAGUCUACAAAGGGCUCCAACUUUCAGUUCCUGGAGCAGAGGUAUGGCUUUUUCCACUGCAAAAAGUGCAACGUCCGGUGGGAGAGUGCUUAUGUUUGGUGCAUCUCUGGAACCAGUAAGGUGUACUACAAGCAGCUCUGCCGGAAGUGUCAGGUGGGGUUUAACCCCUACAGAGUGGAGUCCAUCCUCUGCAAGGGCUGCUCUCAGACCUGCUGCAGCUGUGAGAAGAAGCAGAGGCACAUUAACAUGAAGAGGCCUCACCGCCAGGACCUGUGUUGUCGCUGCAAGGGCAUGAGGCUGUCAUGCGACGCCACCUACAGCUUCAAAUACAUCGUCUGAGCCCUGGUCGCUCUGGUCUGGAAUCUCCCGUUCCUCAGCAGACGUCUAGUACCCGAACACGUCACAAAUGGAAGUUGCCUCCAGUAACGACGACUUGAAGAGA
This is a messenger RNA of Sebastes umbrosus (honeycomb rockfish), 1085 nucleotides long. It is a transcript of the gene zar1l, whose product is annotated as zygote arrest 1-like. The record is from RefSeq and is a predicted model, not a curated record. Bases 68 to 982 code for a protein of 304 amino acids. Gene Ontology annotation, cellular component: cytoplasm. The transcript is spliced from 4 exons. Gene Ontology annotation, molecular function: mRNA base-pairing post-transcriptional repressor activity. Gene Ontology annotation, biological process: translation. NCBI's taxonomy places the organism in Eukaryota, Metazoa, Chordata, Actinopteri, Perciformes, Sebastidae.